AUGGGGAAAAGUAUACAUGAAGAAGAGAUUAUAGAGUCACACGAUAUACAGAGAUCUCCAUCAAAGACCGCCAAAGAACAAUAUAUUCAAAAUGAAAUAGAAUACACAGAUUCAUAUGAAAUAAAUGAAAAAAAUUCAGAAUCAAAUGAACAUACCGAAUCUACUGGUGGUUCAUCAAUUAUGAACAUGUUUAGAAAAUGGGGUAGAUAUCUUAAUGUUGAAACAAGAGGUAUUGAAAAAGUUCCAAUUGAAGAAAAAAAAGAUACUUCAUUAUUGAUUCCAUUCACUAUUUUUUUUUCACCACAAAUGGCGGUUAGUGCAUUAAGUACUGGAUCAUUAGCUCCAAUAAUGGGUUUAGAUUUUAGAACUGCUGUAUUAUGUUCUAUCUUUUGUACUUUUAUUGGUGGUGCUGUUGUUGGUGUUGUUUGUUUAUUUGGUUUAAAAACUGGUCUUAGACAACAAAUUGCUUCAAGAUAUUUGACAGGAAAUGUUAUGGGUAGAAUUUUUGCAUUUUUUAACGUCAUCAGUUGUAUAGGUUGGAACGCUUUAAAUAUUAUUCCAGCAGCUCAAUUACUUAAUUCAGUAAAUCAUGGAUUUAAACCAUGGUUAGCUUGUCUUGUAUUAGUUUUAAUUAUAUGUUUUUUAACAGUUUUAGGUUAUAAGGCAGUUCAUUAUUAUGAGAGAUAUGCAUGGAUUCCAACAUUAGUUGUUUAUAUUGUUAUAAUUGCAAGAUUUACUCAAUCUCAUACUUUUGAAUGGGGUAAUAUGAGUCAAACUACAGCAAGAGGAGUAUUGGGAUAUAUUGUUGUUGCUAUAUCUUUUACAAUGGGUUGGGCUCCAAGUGCUUCUGAUUAUUUAGUAUAUUUUGAUCCAAAUAUUAGUGCUUUCAAAGUUGCAACAGCAAUGACUUUAGGAUUAUCUAUUCCAGCAAUUAUCUCAUGUAUUUUAGGAGCAGCUGUUACAACAUGUAUUUAUACACCAGGACGUUUUCAAGAUGCUUUCAAUUCAAACUCAUUUGGUGGAUUAUUAUAUGAAAUAAUAGUUGGAGAAAGUAAUAAUAGUGGUUAUAAAUUUUUAGUUGUUGUAUUAGCUUUAUCUGCAGUUCAAAAUAAUUUAAGUGGUGGUUAUUCACUUUCAUUAGCUGCUCAAUGUAUAUCACAAAGAAUUUUUCAAAGAAUUCCAAGAGUUUUAUUAUGUAUAAUUGGGAAUUUAAUAUCAUUAGCUUUUUCAAUCCCAGCUUAUUACGUAUUUGAAUCAGCUAUGGCUAAUUUUCUUUCAAUUAUUGGAUAUAAUUCAUCAAUUUAUAUAGGAAUAAUAUCAGCAGAACAUAUAAUUUUUAGAAAAUGUAAUUUUAAUAAUUAUAAUAUUGAUGAUUUUAAUGAUAAAAAAAGUUAUGGUAUAUCAUUAGCUGGAAUAUUUGCAUUUGCUUGUGGUGUUGGCUCAACUGUUGUAUUUAUGGAUCAAACUUGGUAUUCUGGUGUAUUUGCUCAACAUGUUGGUGAUAUUUCUUUAGAAAUGAAUAUUGCUAUAUCUUUUUUGGCUUAUUGUUUGACUAGACCAAUUGAAUUGAAGUACAUAGGUAGAUAA
Messenger RNA from Lodderomyces jiufengensis, 1587 nucleotides. RefSeq names its product Fcy2p (gene FCY2). Gene Ontology annotation, molecular function: nucleobase transmembrane transporter activity. Gene Ontology annotation, biological process: transmembrane transport; cytosine transport. NCBI's taxonomy places the organism in Eukaryota, Fungi, Ascomycota, Pichiomycetes, Serinales, Debaryomycetaceae. The coding region runs from base 1 to 1587 and encodes 528 amino acids. The record is from RefSeq and is a predicted model, not a curated record. The transcript has 2 exons. Gene Ontology annotation, cellular component: fungal-type vacuole membrane; plasma membrane.